AUGAAGUGCUUGACCUGCCCAGCCGUGGCCUUCACGGCCGCCGGAGGGCUCGGCAUGAUCCUGUUGAUGCAGGGCUCAGUGCUCGCCAACGCGACACUGACGUUGACGAUACCAACUCAUCCGAAAUCCGAUCAGCACCCGGUAGCAAAGAUACCCAUCAACCCCAGCCCCAAGCACACGAAGCACAUGAAGAUAGGAGGCAGGAUCAAGGCCGUCAAAUGCAGCAGCAGCAGCAGCAGCAGCAGCAGAGGGCACAGUAGCAGAGGGCACAGCAGCCAAAACGGCCACCCACACACUCGGUUCAAAAAAAAUAAAAAUUAA
Molecule: messenger RNA, 321 nt
Organism: Monosiga brevicollis MX1
Lineage: Eukaryota; Choanoflagellata; Craspedida; Salpingoecidae
Exons: 1
Coding region: 1-321 (106 amino acids)
Source: RefSeq, a predicted model, not a curated record